This is a messenger RNA of Baudoinia panamericana UAMH 10762, 852 nucleotides long. RefSeq lists its product as uncharacterized. The record is from RefSeq and is a predicted model, not a curated record. Lineage: Eukaryota; Fungi; Ascomycota; Dothideomycetes; Mycosphaerellales; Teratosphaeriaceae. The coding region runs from base 173 to 706 and encodes 177 amino acids. The transcript has 3 exons.
AACUAGUCUCCCGCCCUUUCGGCCGUUGAAACCUGCGCGUGAAAGACUGGAAACACCUUACGCUAAGCCUGCAUACAAGAUCACCAUAUUCACACUGGGUCAUGACGAGUGACUUGUUGUGCUGCAGUCGUUGCUACUCCUGGACCUCUAAGAGAUCCUUAGUGACAUCAACAUGGACGGGCACGAAGCUGCAGAGAGCGAGGAUGGCAUAGCACAGACCCAGCAACAUCCGCUCCCUAUCCACAAUCCAGCAGGAUUCCAGUAUCACGACGCGAGGACGGCGCGUUACAGCAAGCUGCCUCUGAUGCGGUCCGGCAGGCUCGGUUUAGACGGUCCGGGGAAUAACCAGUCCCUGUUAGUGAUGAGGCGUGUCGAUCCAGACCUGCCUGUCACCUCUGUCACUCCGCAGAAGUGUGCCGGACAAAUUCCCAAGGCACUACGGCUAGCAACAAGGAGAUUCGAGAGGAUGGUGUACCAGCAUGACAUGCCCACAGCAGUAGAGCCGCAGAAGCCGUCGGUGGAGACGCUAGCUCUCCACCUGCUGGCAAACGAUCGCUCAAAUGCGGGUAGCAAAGUGUCUCGGUCUUUGGAUCAUGACACAUUACUGUCUGUUAUGAAUGUUUUAAAGCCGAUCACGGACCAGUCAGCGACAAACAAAGAAAAUGUUCAACCGGCGACGCGUCGGCCGGCUGGAACAACAACAUAGCGCAGGAAUAAAGCGAGACGCCGCAGAGCCGGACAAGCUUCGCCCAGAAACUAGGAACCCAGAAAUACGCUCCCAUGGCCAUGUAUGUGUGAAAAGCGUAUGGGCUAGUGAAGAGGAUGUGUAGGGCAGAGUCGAUAUGAACUUUU